AUGCAAGCUUUACACAGCUUAGAUGUUAUUGAAGCUAUUGAAGUUGAAAAUAGCACGCGUCGAAGAAAAGUGUACAAAAGCAGGAGUGAUCCGUUUUCUUUGAACGACGAAGACUUUCGGAAGCGUUAUCGCUUUAAGAAAUCUACUGCGACUUACAUAAUUGACUUAGUACGUGAUGAUCUCAACUUAGAUAGAAGAGGUUCGGGUACAUCACCUGAAAUCCAAGUUUUAACGGCAAUAAGAUGUUGGGGUCGUCGAGAGGUUCAAGAAGAUGCUGGAGACCACCAUGGAUUGUCGCAAGCAACCACCAGUCGGAUUUGUACCCGAGUUGCACGUGCACUUGCACGACACUCAGCUUCUUUUAUUAAAAUGCCCAGUACUUUUGCUGAAGAAGAGCGUAUGAUGGGAGAAUUUUAUAGAAUUCGAAGUUUCCCAACUGUAAUUGGUUGUAUUGACUGUACUCAUAUCAAAAUCCGCAAAUGUGGAGGUGAUGCAGCCCAAUAUUAUAUAAAUAGAAAAGGAUUUUAUUCACUCAAUGUUCAGGUAACUUGUGAUGCACAUCUCCGCAUCCGGGAUAUUGUUGCCAGAUGGAGAGGUAGCACUCAUGAUUCCCGAAUUUUUAAUGAAUCAUCACUGAAAGAGCGUUUUGAGACAGGGUCAUUUAGAGGACGACUUUUAGGUGACUCUGGAUACAAAUUAGAACCUUAUCUGUUCACUCCCAUUCUGAGGCCUCGGAACCGAAGUGAGGAAAAAUAUAAUGAAGCACAUAUUGCUACAAGAAAUACUGUAGAACGUUGCUUUGGAGUCUGGAAGCAACGUUUUCAAUGCCUUCUAUUUGGCAUGACCUGCAAGCUACAAAAUGUGAAGACCACAAUAGUUGCUUUAGCUGUGCUUCACAAUAUUGCAGUGGACCAUGGCGAUGUGCAGUUAGAGAGUGGGGUUGAAUAUAACAGAGAAGUGUCUAGAGAAGUUCCAAGGAGUAAUGCUAGUGCUAAUGCUGCAUUACAAACUUUUAUUAGGAGACAUUUUAGUGAAUAGUUUAUAAUACAAAAUACUGUACAAUGCAAUCAAUUUAUUUAUUUUUAUAAUAUUCUAA
Melitaea cinxia (Glanville fritillary) is the source of this 1096-nucleotide messenger RNA. Its product is annotated as putative nuclease HARBI1. Lineage: Eukaryota; Metazoa; Arthropoda; Insecta; Lepidoptera; Nymphalidae. The coding region runs from base 1 to 1038 and encodes 345 amino acids. The record is from RefSeq and is a predicted model, not a curated record. The transcript is spliced from 3 exons.